AUGGCGCCUGGAACAACUACUAAACUUGACGAUGCUAGCAAUCAAUUUGACGAGGUUUCAUCCUUUUCCUCAAUCGAUUCCUAUCAACCCCAACCCUUUACUGGGCAAGAAGAAUUACCACAAGAGAAGAAUCCUGAUUCCAGCUCUCGAAGAAGCAGCAAGAGUGGUACCACUUUAAACCAUCAAGAUUCCAAUACUAUUGAAAAAGAAGUUACACAUAAUGCUAUGAAUGGUACCUCAGAGACUGCCAAGUCGUUACAGCAAGCCGGCUUAGAUACAGAAAAAAAAGCCAUACCUGACAUAAAUGGCCCAAUAACAGGCAACGCUGACACUUCACAAUUUCCAGAAGAGUAUAGAAUAGAAACGCAGACUGGGUUGGUGAAAUUGAAGACACUGAACGAUCUUAGCCGGAGCGAUACCAGAGUAUCCAUUGGAAGUGAUGGCAAGAUUUCAAGAAAGAGCAGCGGACCAGGAACAAUAGACAGUAAAAUUGAGCCAAAACCGGAUACAGCGAAAGCAGAGCAGGAAGCUGCUCAAAACGCUGAGAAUUUAGAGCAUGCCAUUGAAAAGAACAAGCACAGAAUCGAAAAAUUCGAAAAGCAUAGGCAUGAAAAAGGACUCAAGGGAUUCGUCCAUAGAUUAUUCGAUUGA
This is a messenger RNA of Torulaspora delbrueckii, 651 nucleotides long. RefSeq lists its product as uncharacterized. NCBI's taxonomy places the organism in Eukaryota, Fungi, Ascomycota, Saccharomycetes, Saccharomycetales, Saccharomycetaceae. Bases 1 to 651 code for a protein of 216 amino acids. The record is from RefSeq and is a predicted model, not a curated record. The transcript has a single exon.